GACAACGUUUUUUGGAAGGUUACCGAUUUCCUGUGGAGCUGGAUAAAACACCGAUGCCCUAAGCGGACCCCUUUGCGUCACGAAGCUCCGACCAGCGCAGAAUGGACCCGAGCAGAGGAGCCACGGCCUUCCACAGGCCGUCCUUCACGCAGGCCGGUUUCAACGACACUUACAUCCAGCUGCCCAAGCACAAGACGGUCCCCGGCGAGGUGAUCCGCCGCAUCGGCCGCUCGCAAUGCACCGCCCGGCACCUGAAGCAUUCGGCCAUGCGGCUGUUGCCCGUGUUCGGAUGGCUGCGCACCUACCGCAUCAAGGAGUACCUGCUCGCCGACGUGGUCACCGGCUUCACGGUCGCCAUGUUUCAAGUGCCCCAGAGUUUGGGGUACACGCUACUGGCUUCAGUACCUCCCGUCUUCGCCCUGUACAACGCCAUGUUCCCCAUGAUGAUCUACAUUAUUCUCGGCACUGUUAGACAAGCUUCCGUUGGUGCGGAUGCCAUCAUGUCUAUGAUGACGGGUGGCGUGGUCCGAGGGCUCGUGUCCCAGGAGUACGUCACCCAGCACGCCAUGGUGGCCAUACACAACGCCACCAGCGACGGGCCGUACACCGUGACGCAGGUCACGUCUGCGCUGUGCUUCACCAUCGGUAUCAUCCAGCUGGUGUUUAGCUUCCUUAGCCUGGGCCAGCUGAACGUGUUCCUGUCGGAGCAGAUGGUGAACGGCUUUGCGACGGGCGUGGCCGUGCAAGUGGUCAUCAGCCAGUUGGGAUCCAUCUUCGGCAACCACGUGCCUCACAUCAGCGGAAUGUUCACCAUAUACAAGACGUUGUAUGCCUUCUUCGCGAACAUCCACGAAGUGGCCUGGCAGACAACGCUGGUGGCCUUUGUCGCCAUCGCGGUCAUCAUGACGGUCAAGCUCUUAAUCGAUCCGCCGUUCGUUCGCAAGCUGGGUAUCCCCAUUCCCAUCGAGCUCAUGGUGGUGGUCUUUUUCACCUUGGGAUCACAUUACCUGAACCUUAGAGUCAACUACGGAGUCGACGUCGUUGGAACCAUUCCCGAAAAACUGCCCGAGCCGACCCUGCCCAGCUUCAACCCGACCCUGAUCGCCAGCAUCUUGCCGGAGUCGUUCGCCCUGGCCAUCGUCAGCUUCGCCAUCACCCUCUCCCUCGGACGCAUUUUCGGGCAGAAGCACGGCUACCAAGUGGACGCGAACCAGGAGUUCCUGGCCCUGGGCGCCAGUCACGUCUUCUCGUCGUUCUUCUCCUGCUUCCCGAUCGCCGCCUCCGUGCCCCGAAGCGCCGUCCAAGAAGGCGCCGGUGGGAAGACCCAGAUCGUCAGUGUCGUCAACAUCAUCAUUAUUAUUUUCAUGGUCCUUUUCUUGGGUCACUACCUGGAAGAACUCCCAAUUUGUGUCCUGGCUGCUAUCAUCGUGACGUCUCUCAAAAAAAUCGUGAUGCAAGUCCAGGACUUCAAGCGCUACUGGAAAAUAUCUAAGAUCGACGGGCAAGUUUGGAUGGUGUCUUUUGGAGCCACUGUGAUUUUCGACGUCAUAACCGGGCUGGCUAUCGGUGUUGGCUUUUCUCUUCUCACCCUCAUCUACAAAAUUCAACGGCCAAAGACGUUCUUGCUGGGAUCCGUAGAUAACACAGAAUUCUUCGUGCCCAUUAAGAAAUAUCAAAUGGUGCACGAGGUACCCAAGAUCAAGAUCUUCCACUUUGGCGGUCCGAUUCACUUCGCAAACACAGAAUAUUUCAAGGAGCAACUGAACAAACGAGUUGGAUUUACCGUGAGGGACAUUCUAAAGGCACGGAAGCGGGCACAGAAAGGAUCACUGUCCAACCUAGUCAACCCGUCUCCGAUGAUCGGCGACUCCAAGGCGACCUCGAUGAACGGCAGCGUGGGCAACGACCUGUGCUCCCUCAAGUCCUCGUCGUCCUGUAUCGCCGAAAUGGUGGCCCUGCCCACUCAUGUCAUCCUCGACUUCUCGCGCGUCUCCUUCAUGGACGGCUCCAGCAUCGCCCUCAUGAAGCUGUUGAAAAGCGAGUACGACUCCAUCGACGUGAAACUGUUCAUCACCAACGCUUCGGAUUCUGUGUUCGACUUCCUGCGCAAAUCUGGGGCUGUUGACUUCCUGGGAUCCGAUAACCUUUUCCCCUCUGUGUUCGACGCUGUCACCGCUGCAAACACCAACAAGUUCAUUGGCGCGAGUCACGGCUCUACAGACUCACUUCCCGAAGUAUCUGAGUUUCUUUGAGAUGCUCAAACCGAUGUCAUGGCCCCACAUCACGCCGCUGUGCACUUUUGUAAUAUAUUUAUAAUAAACACCCUACCUGUUUUUUUAACUAUUUAUUCCA
Messenger RNA from Ixodes scapularis (black-legged tick), 2352 nucleotides. RefSeq names its product solute carrier family 26 member 6. Gene Ontology annotation, molecular function: oxalate transmembrane transporter activity; chloride transmembrane transporter activity; bicarbonate transmembrane transporter activity. Gene Ontology annotation, biological process: transmembrane transport. Lineage: Eukaryota; Metazoa; Arthropoda; Arachnida; Ixodida; Ixodidae. The coding region runs from base 102 to 2252 and encodes 716 amino acids. Gene Ontology annotation, cellular component: membrane. The record is from RefSeq and is a predicted model, not a curated record. The transcript has 21 exons.